CUGAAGAUUAUGACUGAGAGUUCUGACCUGAACUGGUACAAAGCAGAGCUGAAUGGUAGGGAAGGCUUUAUACCCAGGAACUAUGUCACAGUCAAACCACACAAGUGGUUUUAUGGGAAGAUCCGUCGAGCCGAAGCUGAAGAACUACUGAGUAAACAGAGAGUGAAUGGCGCCUUUCUCAUCCGAGAGAGUGAAAGCACUGCGGGCGAUUUCACCCUUUCCGUCAAGACUGGCAAUGAUGUCCAGCACUUCAAGGUCCUUCGCGACGGCUCGGGGAAAUAUUUCUUGUGGGUGGUUAAGUUCAACUCGCUAAACCAGCUUGUGGAGUAUCACUACACCAGCUCAGUGUCCCGCAGCCAAACAAUCAUGCUUCGCGACAUGGAGGAGAUCCAGCCGCAGCAGAACACAUAACUCUCAUGCCAGCUGGUGGAAAGGAACACGCAAUGGGCAGAUUGGCACUUUCCCCUGCGAUUAUGUGAACCUAAUCAAAUAUCAAAAGUAACCUUACCUGACCAAGAAAGUU
Scomber scombrus (Atlantic mackerel) is the source of this 523-nucleotide messenger RNA. It is a transcript of the gene grb2a, whose product is annotated as growth factor receptor-bound protein 2a. The record is from RefSeq and is a predicted model, not a curated record. NCBI's taxonomy places the organism in Eukaryota, Metazoa, Chordata, Actinopteri, Scombriformes, Scombridae. Gene Ontology annotation, molecular function: protein binding. Bases 10 to 411 code for a protein of 133 amino acids. The transcript has 5 exons.